CAAUACCUGUAUAAUCAUUAGGACGCAUUGUUGCAACUUACUUAUUCCAACCUUGGUGCGAAAUGAUGAUUCAUAACUACACUUUGUAUUAUACACUAAUGCCACAUGUCUGAUAAAUCUAUUCUGUAAAUAUACGCCAGCUUUGAACUUGUUUGCAACCAUAAUUAUGCCAGUAUAGUCCUCGUUUUAGACAUUAAAUAUAAUCUGGGUUACGAGCGAUUGAUCAAAGGAAGAUUCAUUCAUUACGCGGUGAAUUUUGCGGUCAAUUUUUUUCGAGCCGUCCCGGGCUCCUGGAUCGACCGUAAGACAGAUAUUCAAAGAAAUCCAAGCUAACCGGUUAGGCCAGAUCAUGGAACGAUUUACAAAUCUCCUGACCGUCACUGUGAUCGUCUUCGUACUCGUACCGGUGCAAGGCCACAGAUCAUUCCAGUACUGCAGGCCGAAGUGUCCUGAGUGUCCACAGGCGGGUCUUAUUCCCUUGGAGGACUGGCAGCUGAUAGAGAUCCAGAAUGCCCAGAAGAGGGUCGCCGCUCUCAAGACCAACCGCAGCAUGACUUAUAGCAACACCAUGCCCAUCGUUUCAGGCUUUACAACCAGUCAGAAGGAACAGAUGAGGGAAAUAUUCGGCCAAUACUUCUUCGGAGACCAAACAUCAGCUGACGAAGAUAUCAUGUUGUGGGACGAAACUAACCCGAGUAUUCGACGCCGAUUCAAGCGCGGCGCCGAUCACCUGACUCGGGUCUGUCCGGUUAUCCGAACUCCGAAUGUUCUUGUGACAGUCUAUGAUGCGAAUGGUUAUGUCAUACAAGUGGUUCAGGCCGACGGUCAUACACAACGGGUGUUCCGUGAGAUCUGUGUAAACCCCCUUUCAACAUGUUCAAUAUGUUCAAAGAUCGGUGCUUCCUGCACAUGUAUGUCGACUGUACGGUUUGCUUACAUUGUUGGAUUCCACGUCGACAUGGACAACCAACCAACGCAUAUCCAAGCUUAUCGUAUUCAGAUCGAGUCAUGUACCUCGGUCAUGUCAACGGAUGGACCAAAGGCUGCAUAAAAAUGUGGACCAGACGCAAAACGUGAAUAUAUUCCGACAGGCGGUGAAAAAUAGAGAAUUAACCUAUUUAUUUAUUAUUUUAUUUAUCAAGAUCUACAUUAUUUCACUAGGAUAAGGAUCACUUUCAUCCUGGUCUUGAUAUUGCGAAAAAAACACAAAGGAAGAAAGAAAGAUAGAAAGAAAGAAAGAAAGAGAGAGAG
This is a messenger RNA of Lytechinus variegatus (green sea urchin), 1251 nucleotides long. RefSeq lists its product as uncharacterized. The coding region runs from base 350 to 1051 and encodes 233 amino acids. The record is from RefSeq and is a predicted model, not a curated record. NCBI's taxonomy places the organism in Eukaryota, Metazoa, Echinodermata, Echinoidea, Temnopleuroida, Toxopneustidae. The transcript has 3 exons.